AGGCGAAACGCCGGGUCUCCGUUCAUCCAACUUCCCAAUUGUUUUUCUGUCAUUCGCUCCUUUUUGCUUAUACCCCCUUCUUGUGAGUACAUCCCACCCUGUAGAUGUGCUCCUUGCUUGAUAAACCAGAUCCGCAGUCCGAUUUAGGGGCUCGUGUUCUGGAACAGUUAAGGGAAACAUGCUCUGUUGCUGUUAGCUGGUUUCGCUACUAGCACUCCUUUUUUGACCUGAGUUGAUCGUGUUUGAAGCGGAUUUCCGAUCUAAAUUAUUAUAAAUUUUAAAAAACCCUUUUUUUCCAACAAAAAAAAAACAAAAAAACAUCCAAAGAAAAGAGUUGAAAUUCUUCGACUCUUCUCGACUUUUGCUCAAUUUUCACUCGACUUCUAGAAUACUUAUUCUAGAAGAAGUACGCUUUCCAACUUUCCUUCUCUUUUUUCUCAUCCCAAUCCCUUCCCAAAUCCCUGCACCUGUUAUGUUAUGCAUGCUCCCCUUUGUCCCCCAACAUGGAUCGAUGGAUCGAACGAUGGAUGGAUUCUCUGGAACUGUUACUGGAACAGUCUCUCGUGCUUCGGACAAUCGAUGGAUACUUCUACAUCCCUCUCUCUUUCCCCUUCCCCCUCUUUGUUGGAAAGUUAGUACGAAACUUCUGAAAUCAGAAGUUUCUCAUUCAUUUUCUCAUUUAGUAUCAAACUUCUAAAAACAGAAGUUCAACUUCUACAAACAGAAGUUUAAAUAUAACACCGCUAAGACAACUGUCUGAAACGGGAGAUCGGAAUUGAGGCUUAAACAGAUCAUACACCGUACUCAGAGGUAGCGAAUAAAGGCUAAUGACCAACAUCAUGCUAGUACUUCUGUUCCUAACGAACAAUGAGAACCGAUGUUGGGUUCAUACUGCGAUACGAUCGGGCGGUUCUUUCUCUAUGGAAUACUUGGGUGAUGAUGUACAGUUCUUACGGUGUAGAGCAUCACAUGAAGAAGCAACUCCUAUUCUAAACUAUCGCCACCACCUGCAUAAUCACCAAGCAACAGCAAGGAGCAGUAAAAGGACGACCGAGAACAACAGAAGAAGAAGGAACGAACAACGACGGAAAGAAGACAUGGACAAAAGGUGGCAAUAGUAUGGAGUUGAAUUGGAACGAGAUCUCACUCAAAAGAUCUCGAGCGACGAUGGAUCGGGAUGGAUCGGGAUGGAUUGGGAUGGAUCGGGAUGGAUCGGGAUGGAUCGGGAUGGAUCGGGAUGGAUCGGGAUGGAUCGGGACGGAUCGGGAUGGAUCGGGACGGAUCGGGAUGGAUCGGGAUGGAUGGGGACGGAUUGGGAUGGAUUGGGAUGGAUCGGGAUGGAUUGGAAUAGAUCGGGAUGGAUCGGGAUGGAUCGGGAUGGAUCGGGACGGAUUGGGAUGGAUCGGGAUGGAUCGGGAUGGAUCGAGAUAGAUCGGUAUGGAGUGGGAUGGAUGAAUCGGGAUGGAUAGAUGGAAUCGGGUAAAGGCGAGAACAGCUACGACGACGACGACGACGACGACGACGACGACGACGACGACGACAACAACGACAACAACAAAGGAUCGGGAUGGAUGAAUCGAGAAAAAUUUAAACAAUGCUUUAGAUAAUCUGAUUUUUUACAGAUCGACGCGACGACGAAGAUCUGGAUGGGUGAAUCGGAAUACAUCGGGAUGAGUCGGGAUGGAGAAUCGGCAUGGUUGGAUCGGGAGGCGAGAGCAAGGAGAAGGACCACAACGACAAGGACAAUAAAGGAUCGGAAUGAUCUGCGAUAAAAGCGACGACGACGAACAGGAUGGAUGGAUCGGAAUAGAUCAGAAUGGAUCGGGAUGGUUGGAUCGGGAGAAGGCGAUAACCACGGCAACGACGACGAUGACGAGGACAAUAAAGGACCGGAAUGAGAUCUACGAUAAAGACGACGACGAAGGAUGGAACGGAACGAAAUCAGGAUACAACACUCUAUAA
This is a messenger RNA of Caenorhabditis elegans, 1962 nucleotides long. The record is from the annotation of a RefSeq genome assembly. NCBI's taxonomy places the organism in Eukaryota, Metazoa, Nematoda, Chromadorea, Rhabditida, Rhabditidae.